ACGAUGCGCUUGCGCGGAUUGUCUGCAGCUCGUCUGCUCUCCGCUUUCAUUCGACUGUCCCUUACUGAUUUUUUGUGUUUAUGGAUUCUGCAAAUUAUCUCAAAGGAAUGUGAUAUUUUCUUAAUAGAGAUAAAACAGCAGCAACCAUUGUCUGUCAAAUAGAGCUAGAAUAGUUGUAUCCUGUUAUAAGAGAAUAACUACAAUUACUAUACUGAAGUUUUCUGAAGUUCCAGCUCGCUAGCUAACGUUAUCGUUCGGGCUGGGUGUGGACUGCCAAUGGCGUGUGUAGAGACAUCAGGUAGCUAGAUGACAGAGUAGGAGAGGUCCUGCUGAAAAGAGUGAUGCAGGAGCAGCUGGAUGAGGUGUUGUCAUCAGAAGUCCCGGUAGUGGUCUCCACAGAAACCCAGGAAUUGGAGAGUGAGCAGGAGCAGAAGAUGGUGUUACAGCUGGCUGUGAUGAUACGUACCAUCGGAGACGCCUUCAAGGAGAACAGGGAGCUGGACGACAACAGUGUGAUAGAUGGAAUGGUGGGGCAAAUGACCAGCAAGCCCAGCUACUGGAAGUUGGUAGAAAAGGUAUUUGAGGACGGUCAAAUCACCUGGGAGAGAAUUGCUGUGCUGUUCUACGUAGCAGGGAGGAUAGCUGUCAAGGUGGUGAUUGCUAACCUCCCCGAGUUAGUGAAGGACAUUCUGAAGUGGACUCUGGAGUACUUCAGAGGCAAAUUACUGGACUGGAUCCAGAAACAUGGAGGAUGGAUGAACAGUUUCGCUGAGCUGGCACGUGUACAGGUGGAGAGGAUAUCCUCUAUGAGCGCCCGGUCCUCAGGGCUCAUCCUGGUCUUCCUCGGAGGUGUCAUAAUGGGUAGUGUUAUCACCUGGAAACUGGCCAGGAGGACCUGACACACACACACAUACACAGUCCCACUCCGGUUCAAACGCAAUUGUUUGACAUGACAUGCAAACGUGUGGGCGUGCACACACACACACAAAUACAUUUGUUUACCUAGUCUAUGUAUUAUUAGUUACCAAACCUUCUGGUUUACUCCGGAUAAAUAAGAUGACCAGAUGCUGCUGGAAGUGGUGUUGGAGAGCCAGUUGGAGGCACUUUUUCCUCUGGUCUAAAAAAAAUAUAUCCCAAUGUCCCAGUGCAAAGAUUGGGGACAUUGCCCUCUGUCGGGUGCCGUCUUUUGGAUGGGACGUUAAAACAGGUGUCCUGACUCUCUGUGGUUAAUAAAGAUCACAUGGCACUUAUCGUAAGAGUAGGGGUGUUAACCCCGGUGUCCUGGCUAAAUUAAUCUGGCCCUCAUACCAUCAUCGCCACCUAAUCAUCCCCAGCUUCUAAUUGGCUCAUUAAUCCCUCUUCCCUGUAACUAUUCCCUAGAUCGUUGCUGUAAAUGAGAAUGUGUUCUCAGUCAAUUUACCUCAAUUUAAAUCAAAUUAAACUCCUUUUUAUCAGUGCCUUCAGAAAGUAUUCACACCCCUUGACUUUUUCCAAAUUCUGUUGUUACAAAGUGGGAUUAAAAUGGAUUUCAUAUUUUUUUUUGUCAACGUUCUACACAAAAUACUCUUAUUACAUCUCUGCACUUAGAAAAAGACAGCCAUCUGCACUGCUAUUUUAGUUUUCAGUUAAUCUGAUUGAUUAUUCUCUCAUUGAUUUCAUGUACUUAUCUCAGCAAUUUGAGGGUUUUCUGUAUAGUUAUCUAAUGUUGGUGUGGCAUAUUAUUCUGUUUUAAUGUUACUCUUGAAUCACAAAAAAUCUUCUUAAAUACUAUUGUUGCUCACAUAACAAAAGGGUUGAAUACUUAUUGACUCAAGACAUUUUUAAUUCAUUUGUAAAAAAAAAUCUAAAAACAUAAUUCUACUUUGACACAAAAUCUCAAUGUAAUCCAUUUUAAAUUCAGGCUGUAACUCAAAGGGAUGUGAAUACGUUCUGAGGGCACUGUAUAUAUUGACCUACAGUAAUGAAACCAAAGUGUUGGGGCAGAGCUCAGUACAUUUUGUGUCACUACCCUUACGGGAAAAAAACAUGAAUUUCACGUGUUUAACAUGUGAUCUUAUGGGAAGUUAAUGUGACAUGUAAAAGCAACAUGUGAUAAUAUGAAAUUGCACAUUUGCAAAAUUUCAACAUGUGAUACCAUGAAAUACACCUCACAACAUUUGAACGUUUUUCACAUGUGAAAGUCAAAAUUUGAUUUUCACAUGUGAAACUGCAAUUCACAUGUGAGGUGAAAACAUGUUAUUCUCACAUGUGAAAGGUGGUGUUAACAUGUGAACUCUGUAUUGAAUACAUGUGAACAAAUGGUUUCACAUGUGAACAACUGACCUCGCAUGUGUCACUUUUUGUUUUCAAAGGUGAAAAUUUCACUCAACAUGUGAACAGUUAUUUCACGUGUAUAUACGAUUUCAAAUGUGAAAAUGUGAUUUUUACAUGUGAAACUGCAAAUAAAAUAAAAAUGUAUGUCAUCACAUGAAGUGUUCCAAAACCACAUGGUUUCAAAUGAUUUCACAUGUGAAAUAAAAUGUUACAUGUGGAAAUUUCACAUGUGAAAUCAUGUGGUUUUUCCCGUAAGGGUAUAUCAUCAUGUUUGUUGGUAUCCUGCUAGAUUAGGGUAUCUGCCUGAAAUGAGAAACCAGUGUAAGCCUAGCAGACAGCCAAUCAUGUUAUGUGAUUGUUUUUCUACAGAAAGGUCAUAUUAUUUUUCAAUACAAUAUUUUACAGAAAUAACACAUGAAUACCGAUUUGAUAUUUUUUAAGUUUAUGAAAAUGUAGGAAAAUUGUAUUUUGAAUAAAAAACAUUUGGGAUGUUUGACUUGAAUGUAAUGUAUUAAAUGUGCCAUUUUAUUAGGAUGAAUAAAUACAUGAGUUGAAGAUGA
Molecule: messenger RNA, 2873 nt
Organism: Salmo salar (Atlantic salmon)
Lineage: Eukaryota; Metazoa; Chordata; Actinopteri; Salmoniformes; Salmonidae
Source: RefSeq, a predicted model, not a curated record